Molecule: messenger RNA, 3023 nt
Organism: Solanum dulcamara
Lineage: Eukaryota; Viridiplantae; Streptophyta; Magnoliopsida; Solanales; Solanaceae
Exons: 14
Coding region: 841-2751 (636 amino acids)
Biological process (GO): nuclear DNA replication
Cellular component (GO): nucleus
Source: RefSeq, a predicted model, not a curated record
GAAAUUGAAAUUGAAAUCUUCAAAUCCCCAAAAUCCUUCUCUCGUUUUUCAUUUUCCCACUUCACCAGUACUCUCCCCGUCCCCUUCCCCGCCAACUCCAUAUACAUGGUUUUCAAACUAUCCUCUUUAUUCCUUAACCCUAAAAUUCACGUCUAGAGCCCUCAUUUCUUCAGCCAACGUCCACCAAGAACAGAGACGCCAAUAGCUAUGGCAAUUCCGACAGCGGAGAAAGUGUAAGGUGAGCUCUGUAUCAUAGCUCUGGACCACGAGCUUGAUGCUCCCACAACCGCCAUUGUUGAAGCUGCUGACAUUGUGAAAUCUGAUUUUGCUUUGGUUUCUAAUAAUUUUCUCCUUUGUCGAUCUUGAGAUUUCUUCAGUUUGGGGGAGAGAGAGAGAAGGGGAUUGAAGAGAGGACUUAGUACCAUCAGCUUUUGCGCUACUGAGUUUUGUUCUAUCUAUAUGCUCCUGGAGCAAGCCUUCCACUCUCCUUUGCAAACUUAGUGGGAUUACUACCGUCAAACCGAAACAGUUGCGAAACAAGGGAAAUUGAAAUUGAAAUCUUCAAAUCCCCAAAAUCCUUCUCUCGUUUUACUUCAAAUCCCCCAAAAUCCUUCUCUCGUUUUUCAUUUUCUCACUUCACCAGUACUCUCCCCGUCCCCUCCCCCGCCAACCCCAUACCCACACCGGAAAUAUCCGCUCAACCUCCAUCGGUGCCGUCGAUUCACCCUGAACACUAUCGAGGGCAGUAGAUGAUUCGAACAUUCAGGUUCCUAGGUUUUUGAACAAUUUGAUGUGUGAUAUCUGAAGAAGGUUGUAUUUGCUAGUUGAAGUUAGAAGAAGAUGGCGAAGGUUGCUGCUGCGGGUAUGGUACAUCAAUCAAAUGCACUUAAUUUUGGUGGCGGUGGUGGUUCUAAGGUUACUACUACCACUGCAUUGAAACGGAAAACUCCAUCGGAGUUGCGAGGAGAACAAUUGAAGAAAAAGAAUACUGUGGAACUUGUGGAUGAAUCAACAGUUUCAAAUGGUGGCCCAAUGAGUGGUCUUUUCCCAGUGCCCAAGAGAUGUGAUGUACUGAAGAACCCAAGAUAUGUUGAUACUCGUGUGGACGAGCUAUUUCCGUCCAGAAAAAGUAGCAUCAGGCUUAAGUUGGUUUCGAGAAAAGAAAAUGGCAAGGAAAAUUUUCAAGCAGAGAAUAAUGGUAGUACGAAAAAUUGUUCUGUUCCUUCAGCUUUCCCUGCUGAGAAUCAACAGCGAUCAAAAUGCCCAAAAUUCUCUCUUGCUUCAACUGUAGCUGGGAAAGAUGAUGCAACCGACACUUGUAGCACAAGCGAAAGGUGCAGUGAGAAUACUUUCCGCAGUGUCACUGAGCUGUCACUGGGUAGUGUAGAUGUACAUGGCUUGUCUACUGUUGAUAUGGAUAAAGCCUUAAGAGGACUGGCUACUCAUGAGCAUCUAGGUGAUGCUGCUAAAAUUGCUGAAUCCUCUGAAACUGAUGGUGGUAUUAGGUCAAAAAAAUUCUGCUCAGAACUCAAUGUUCCAUGCAAGAUGACCCCAUUGGAUUUGACGAUGAAAACUAACAUACGAGUUGUAUCCUCAUCUUCCAUCAAUUGGUUUCACAGGUUGAUCAAUUGUGGCACCAACAAUGUGGUGGCGAGGUCCUCAGUUAAAUGUUUCAUGAGACAAAAGAUGACCUGUUUAUCUGAAGUGACUUCUGUAUCCCAAUCGAUUAAUCCAAUGUCAUUGCAUUCCUGGAUGUAUCCUCAGUCUCCUCUACCGCCUUCAGUUAUAUCAGCUUUAACCUUGUCUGCCUCAGCUGGAGGGCAACUGGACUUUUUAAGUGAAAGGCAGCUAGCAUGGCAGGAUUCAUUUCGAAGUUUAUAUUACAUGCUUCGGAAGAAUGUUUGCAGCAUCUUCUAUGUUUGCACUGCUCAGUUUGUGAUCAUGUUCACCAGUUCUUAUUCAGAGGAGGACAAAUGUGUUUGUAACGCAUAUAUAUCUCAGUCAACCCGGGGUUUGAGGUCAUUACUGAAAGAACAUGAUGUUUCUUAUUCUAUGCCGCUUUGCCACUCGAAGUUGGAGGAGCUUAGUACGGAAGAACUGGUUGAGCUUUCAGAGAUUGAGAAACAAAAUAUGGGCCAGACUAGGCGUCGGAGUGCAAUGUCUGAUGUGGAUAAUAGGCCAGAUUCCCUGCUGGAAUUUACUGGGAAUAAGAAUGUUCAUUCUUUAUAUGACUUUCUGUUGAACUAUCGAUAUUUCUUAACUUCUCUAACCGGUGUGGAUGUCCCUGUGUUGUAUUCACCUAUACCAUUUGAGAAUGCUGCACUCACUGCACCUGAGGUCAGAUGCAAGGAGGUCAGGAGAAUUGAUCAGGCAGCUUCUCAAGGAAUGGAGUCAAAUGUGGCUUGUGAGCCUAAUCAACAACCAUCUUCUGGGAUGCGCUAUAGUGUUGAAAUUAAGGGUCGAUACCUUGCCCCAUGGGUAACCUCUGCUAUAUGUGAUGCUUUCAGCUCUAACAGCACAAGUUUUGAGGCUAGUUUCAUCACAGAGCCAGCUUCAGUUAACUUGAAUGCUAGUCUCGGCAUUACUGGGAAAUAUUCUGAUCCUGAAGUUUCAGCAACUGAAGCCUUGGACAACGGUAGCCUUUGUUUUGGUAUCCCAAAUAACAAAUUUUGUUCCCAGAUAAAUUCUGGUUUCUUAAAGGGGUUGAAGUACAAUGGUGGUUCUUACACUGCUUUUCUUUCACCUGUUUGACAUCCUGUGUACAACAUAUUCUGGGUAAAUUAUAAAGUGGCAUCUGUUUUUGCUGCAAUACAUCUUUACCGUUGUAAAAUUGUUCAGUAAUUGUUCGGAUUUUAACUGUCUUUGGUCAAAUUCCUGUUGUAAAAUUGUUCAGUAACCGUUCGAGCAUUAUUGCUGCUUUGAUAGCUAAUACAGUGCAUAAUUUGUAAAGUGUUGAUGAUCAAAUUCUAUUGAUUCUGGUGAUUGUAUUUUUGCUAAACUGAAAUACGUUGCACUUGAUGGAA